Molecule: messenger RNA, 929 nt
Organism: Tilletiopsis washingtonensis
Lineage: Eukaryota; Fungi; Basidiomycota; Exobasidiomycetes; Entylomatales
Product: putative C-8 sterol isomerase
Exons: 7
Coding region: 17-784 (255 amino acids)
Biological process (GO): ergosterol biosynthetic process
Cellular component (GO): endoplasmic reticulum
Source: RefSeq, a predicted model, not a curated record
ACCGUCGAUCGCAAGCAUGCCGGCACACAAGCCACGCGCGUCUCCUGCGCCCGCCACGCGCACCUCGAGCGUCGGGCUACGGCGGCCCGUCGCCUCGCGCGCGCCCUCGCGCUGGCCGCGCACGCUCGCCGUGCUCGCCUCCUUCUUCGUGCUUGCCGCCAUCGGCAUUCGCUGGCUCGAGAGCAUCAAGGCGCAGCACUACGUCUUUGACCCCGUCAAGCUGCAUGCCCUCACGCAGUCCGUCGUGGCCAAGAACCACAGCAGCACUGAGGCCAUCUUUGACGAGAUCCUCGACGCGCUGCGCAACGACGACAAGAUUGCACGCACGCUCAACACGCGCGACUUCAGGGUGAAAGAGGAGUGGAUGUUCAACAAUGCCGGCGGCGCCAUGGGCAGCAUGUACAUCCUGCACGCCUCCAUCACGGAGUACCUCAUCUUCUUCGGCACGCCCAUCGGCACCGAGGGCCACACGGGGCGGCACACGGCCGACGACUACUUCCACAUCCUGACGGGCGAGCAGCGUGCCUUCUCCGCACACGGCAUCUACCCCGAGAUCUACCUGCCCGGCUCGCAGCACCACCUGCGCCGCGGCGAGGUCAAGCAGUACAUGAUGCCCGAGAGUGGCUGCUGGGCCCUGGAGCUGGCGCAGGGCUGGAUCCCACCCAUGCUGCCCUUUGGCCUCGCAGACGUCCUCUCCAGCACGCUCGACUUCCCCACAUUCAUCCAGACGGCCUGGAUCACGGGCCGCGAGAUGAUUGGCAACUUGGCCAUUGGCAAGUUCUGAUCCUUCUCGAGACCGACACACGCAAGAACCACGGUCUUUACUCUGCCUCUGCUCUCCUUUGCUCCCUCUUUGCCUCCUGCUUCCCACCACGCUCCAGCGGGUACACGCCACGUGCCACUCAAUACACUAGAUUGCCUGUUUGCCC